ACACGCGCGUAUUGGAUUCGCCCGCGAUCCGCCGCCGGAUUCGAUGUGCGCAGGGGCGAGUCGCGCGAAAUCGAGUCGCGCUCUUGGGUGGUAAGUUUCGGGAGAUUUGGAAACGUAGCGCGACGCGCGACGGACAGGCAUGUCGCGGCGAAGGUGAAGUGCGCGAGAAAAGCGCCGCCGAUGAUACCCGACUCGGGGGAAACCAAUUUGGAUUGAGGCCAAGCCCGAGGAAAUCUCGCCCGCGAGCAUGGAGGAGGAAGAGAGUCUCGGCGAUACUACUGGCGACGAUGCUGGCGUUAAGGAACUCCAGGAACUUCGAGACAAAUACGAGGGGAAGCUGACGGCGUCUCUCUACACGGGAACACUCUGCGUCGCUGCCAUCGCCUCGCUGAUCGCCCUAGGCGCUCUCUGCUUUGCUGACUAUGGGCUGUCCCACGUGAUCGAUCUUAUACCUGCGUCGGCAUUGACGACCAUGCUCCUCGUCUCUUUGACAUUUCUAGUGGUCACGCAAUUACCUUCGACUAUGGCCUCUAAACGGUCCAGGAUAUUAAUAGGUUUAACAUCCUCCAUCAUACUUGGUUUAGGAAUUCUAAUAUUAAGAGGCGUCCUACCCCUGUUCGCUUGCAUCCUAUCAAUAAUCGCUAUUCUACCUAAAAUGAAGUGGCAAAUACCGCUCAUCAUCGGCUGCACUCUGGCCCUCGCACACGUCUCGACAAGACUUAUUGUCGACAAUUUAACGAGCUAUUACAACAUAAUUCAGAUUGUCGCGGAGAUCAUGUUCCUCCUAGCUGCCAUCCUCGCAGGCAUGUAUUACAGGAUCCUAACGAUGAUGGCCCAUCGCAAGACUUUCUCCGGCACAAAGACAGUGAUCGAAUCACGAAUCAAGCUUGAAUGCGAGAGGGAGCAGCAGGAACAAUUAUUGCUCAGCGUUAUCCCAGCCUACAUCGCGGCGGAGGUAAAGAGAAGUAUAAUGCUGAAAAUGGCGGAUGCUUGUCAGGAAGCUAAUAAGCACAAGCAAACUACGUUUCAAGAGAUGUACGUACAACGGCAUAAUAACGUAAGCAUUCUCUACGCGGACAUUGUCAACUUCACACCGCUGUCGGAACAGCUCUCAGCUUCCGAUCUUGUGAAGACGCUCAACGAGCUCUUUGGCAGAUUCGAUCAAAUAGCACAGGACAACCAGUGCAUGAGGAUCAAAAUUUUGGGUGACUGUUACUAUUGCGUUUCCGGGCUCCCGGUUUCCCGUCCAAAUCACGCUUACAACUGUGUAAAUAUGGGACUGCAAAUGAUUGAUGCCAUCAGGUUUGUCCGCGAGGCCACCGGCUUUAACGUCGACAUGAGGAUAGGAAUUCACACAGGGAACGUACUGUGCGGAGUACUCGGUCUGCGGAAAUGGCAAUUCGACGUGUGGAGCGACGACGUGACCUUGGCCAAUCACAUGGAGAGCGGCGGUCUACCAGGGCGGGUUCACAUAACGAAGGCUACUCUGUUGCAACUGGGCGAUCGGUUUGAGGUCGAGCCAGGUGACGGAGGAUCUCGAGAGAGUUAUCUCGCCCAGCAUAAAGUAGAAACUUUUCUUAUCGUGCCACCCAAGAAAAAUAGAGAGGAAAAUGGAAUGGAAAACGGUGGAAAUCGUAUACAGGGACCUGGGCCAAUACCUUCUAGAUCCAGGCCUAGUAGCAAAAUGACAAAAUAUGUAGAAUGUUGGGGUGCGGACAAGCCUUUUGCUAAUAUAGCGGAAGCAACGUUAGCGAAGAAUAUUGGCCUAACUAGCAUUGCGAUGAUCGAAUCGAAUCUAUUGGCAAACAAUGCCAGCUGCUUUGAUACACAACACUGGUGCGGCGGAAGCGAAGAAAUUUCGCCUUUUACUUAUUGGUUUAAAAACAAGAAUCAAGAGCAGAUGUAUCGAGAGCAAAGGGAUGAGCAAUAUCUUUGGUACGUUAUGGCCUCCAAUGUGGUUUACACAAUGAUGUUCUGCAUCCAAAUCAUCUAUUUGCCAAGGAGCAUUAUAGUUUACGGUUGCUUCGCAGCUGGUUUAGCAUCUCUGAUUAUAUUUGCCGCAAUUUCCUGGUUCAGUGGAAAAACUGACUCUGAAAAUACUGAAGAAACAACGAAUCACAUUGCACUUAGCCGCGGUAUCAGAAUAACUGUGUAUUUGAUAACGGCACUGUUAGCCAUCACAUCAUCUGCCAUUAGUCUGAUCGAAGUUGAUCGCAUUGCCGGACAAGAUAUUAUACCAGUGUAUAUGUACUCACCAGUGAUAGCGUUAGUAGUUGGCUGGACACACUUGAGAGUCGACUUUUUGCUGAAGCUAGGCGUAAUGCUUCUAUCCGUUGCCAUAAUACUCGUGAUCUUCUCCCAAGCACCGGUAAUCCAAUUGUAUUACGACAACUCUGAUGCCAAGUUCACUUAUGGCGUCCAUUAUCUGAUGCAAGUGGGAUAUUUACUAGUUCUCGUCAGUCUGAUACUCCAUGUUCUCGACAGACAAGUGGAAUAUACAUCCAGGAUGGAUAUUCUAUGGAAAAGCAAGCUGAGGGUCGAGCAGGACGAGGUGGAAACCAUGAGAGGCAUCAACAAAAUUCUCUUGGAAAAUAUCCUUCCAGCGCAUGUGGCUGAUCACUUUUUAGCCACAAGAGCUAUGCAGGAACUCUAUCACGAGAGAUAUAGUAGCAUCGCUGUAAUGUUCGCGUCGAUUCCGAAUUACAAGGAAUUCUAUGACGAAACCGACAUAAACAAGCAAGGUCUUGAGUGUCUGCGUUUACUUAACGAAAUCAUUUGUGACUUCGACAAGCUCUUACUCAAGCCGAAGUUUUCGGGGAUCGAAAAGAUCAAGACGAUAGGUAGUACUUACAUGUUAGCAUCCGGCCUGAGUCCAGGAAAGGAGGAUAGCGAUGGCAAAGACCUGCUGAAGCAACAAGAUCAUAAUGUAAUUGUACUCGUCGAGUUUGCUAUCGCACUUAUGACCAUUCUGGAUCAGAUCAAUAGGGAUUCCUUCCAGAGAUUCAAAUUGAGAAUAGGCUUAAAUCAUGGUCCAGUGAUAGCGGGUGUUGUAGGUGCACAAAAGCCGCAGUACGAUAUUUGGGGAAACACGGUAAACGUGGCUUCCAGGAUGGACAGUUGCGGUGAGAUGGGCAAGCUGCAAGUCACCGAGGACACUGCCAAGAUCCUCAUAGACGCCGGAUAUGAACUCAUUUGUCGUGGACCGACGUACGUGAAGGGCAAGGGAACCCUCACCACGUACUUCGUGAAGACACCCUUCGACGAUAAAGGGGACAGCUAUUAGCAAUGAAUCGAAACGGUUUAGAUAGUUCAAUUUUAUUUCGUAGAUUGUAUUAUAAUCUACGAACAAAAAUUAUAAUAUAAAAUCGAAAGAUUGUAAGCUCUAUCGAUCUUUACAAGUCUGAAUACCUCAUGAAAAAGCGAAACAUGAAACGUUGCAAUUUGGUCCAAGUGAUUUCAGAAUGUUAAUGAUUGAUUUAUUAAUGUAAUGAUCUAUUAAUGUAAAAUACUCGUGGAUGUUUACUCAAUUAACUAAAUAAGCUCUUACCUUUGUGAGAAGAAAUCAGACGAAAAAAGCUACAUCUUUUUUUAAAUUAUCAUAAAAAUUAAAAUAUUCGCAAUAUUUUCAGCGAAGUAUUUCCAUUUAAAGUAAUAUUUCCAUUCUCUGCUGUUCGUUAUUAAAGGAUGAAUAAUCAACACGUGUGCAACAAGAAUGCGAAUGUUUGGAAUUAUUAAAUAACUACUUGCUCUCGAUGUUUGUUCUUUGCAUUUACAAAAAAAAAGCGAUAACGUGGCGUAAAUAAUUAUCAUUUUUGGGAAUUAGAAAUUUUAUGUACCAGAGACAAAGCAGUUGAUGAUUUUACACACAUGUUUUUCACAAGAUACCAUAGAAUUACGGUAAGUGCAGAAACAAUUGAAACACUGACUAAAUCCAACUUUUGACUUAUGACAAAUGAUAAUAAAUAUCGUUACACCGUA
Molecule: messenger RNA, 3978 nt
Organism: Vollenhovia emeryi
Lineage: Eukaryota; Metazoa; Arthropoda; Insecta; Hymenoptera; Formicidae
Gene: Adcy2
Product: adenylate cyclase type 2
Exons: 19
Coding region: 248-3283 (1011 amino acids)
Biological process (GO): cAMP biosynthetic process; adenylate cyclase-activating G protein-coupled receptor signaling pathway; adenylate cyclase-inhibiting G protein-coupled receptor signaling pathway
Cellular component (GO): plasma membrane
Molecular function (GO): adenylate cyclase activity
Source: RefSeq, a predicted model, not a curated record